Messenger RNA from Schistosoma rodhaini, 5456 nucleotides. The record is from the annotation of a GenBank genome assembly. NCBI's taxonomy places the organism in Eukaryota, Metazoa, Platyhelminthes, Trematoda, Strigeidida, Schistosomatidae.
AUGAUGCAACCAUCAAUUGGGAUUGAUUGUUAUCAUUAUAUUUACAUAUCAUUCAUCUUAACAGUCCUACUUACGAUUAAUAUCCAUGCUCAAACAACACGUAUCAUACGUAUUAAAGAGAAUACUCCAAUUGGUACUGUCAUUAUACCAAAUCUAAUAAAUUUUUUAUAUGGACCAAGUUAUUCACCGACUGAACAUCAUAAAAAUGAUAAAAAUACAGAUUAUUUAUUAGCUAUUGGCAAUUCAGUAAUGCAAGGAGCUAAUUGGUUUGCUAUAGAUGAUAUUAAACAUAGUUUAUAUGUGAAACAAUCACCCGAUAGAGAUAUCCUAUGUCCAAAUGAUCCAAAAUUACCAGAUACUGCAGUCUCCAUUACAAAUGGUGGUAUUGAAUUUCCAGAAUAUAAUUUAAAUCAUCAUGGAUCAAAUUAUAAUAUACAAAUAAAUAAUCAUAAUAAUAUUGAUAAUAAUGAUUGUAUCAUUAAAUUAUCAAUCAUACAUGGUUCAUCCGCUAAUCCAUCAUUUGAUCUGAUCACAGUGAUCUUAGAAGAUAUAAAUGAUCAUGCACCAAGUUUUAAAGAAGUUCAAUCUAAUUUAGAUAGUAAAACAAAUGAAUUUAUAAUUAGUAUACCAGAAACCCCAACUAUAAUUGAUAAAAAAGAUGAUCUAUCAAAUAUGAAGCAUAGAAUUGAUCAUAAACCAAUAAGAAUUCUAUUACCAACAGCUAUAGAUCCAGAUCAAGGUGUAAAUAGUAUUAAAGGUUAUCGAUUAGAAGGUGAAGAUGCUUUUCAUUUUCGACUUGAAAUAGGUCCAUUAAUAAAUACUGAUUUAAAUUAUCGAAUUCAUAAAGAAUUUCAACAAGUUGGAUUAUUUCAAGAUCAUAAAUCGAAUCGUUUAUGGUUAGUACCAGUUAGAAAUAGUGGUGGAACAAUUGAAACUAUAAAUAAUGGUGAAUUAGAUAAAGAACAACGAAGUGAAUAUCAUUUUAUUUUAGUUGCAUAUGAUGGUGGUUCACCAUCAAAAAUGGGUAAACUUCCUAUUCGUUUAAUCAUUGAAGAUAUUAAUGAUCAUUCACCAGAAUUUAAUCAAGAAUUUUAUACUGGAAGAAUAUCAGAAAAUGAUCCUGGUGGUCAUAUUAUCUUUGAAUUCUCUGCUAGAGAUAAAGAUAAUACAAAAGAGAAUGGUAUAGUAAAAUUUCGUAUACCAGGUCAAAUGGAUCAAAAUGAAGCUAAUAUAAUUACAGGUCAAAGAGAUAGAAUUAGUCUUACAGAAAGUCAAUUAAUUGCUGCUGAAUUAUUUUCUAUAGAAUAUCCUUAUGAAAAGCCUAAUGAUGUAAUGAAUAUUCAAGAGAACCUUCAUAAUAGUACUGUUUAUGGUCGACUUAUUAUUAAACGUCAAUCUAAAGAAAAAAUUCAACAAGCUACUUCUAAAGCUAUUUCAAUAGCUCGACAAAAUCAAAUGACUAGCGGAUCAAAAUUAGGAUCAAAUUUUCAUUUACAUCAAUCAAUAAACAAUAAUGAUUUGUCUUCUAAUAAUGAUCAAUUACAUUUUUUUAUAGAAGCAUAUGAUAAUGGGUUAACACCUUUAGUUACUAAGGUACCUGUCAUUAUUCUGAUAACUGAUGUGAAUGAUCAUCCACCAGAGAUAUUUAUAUCAUAUCUUAAACCUACACGACCUCUUAAUCAAUUAAAUUUAUAUAAUACAGAUAGACAACAAAUAUGGGGUAAAAUAAUAGAAAAUUUAGAAAGAUCAAUGAUAGCACAAAUUACUGUAAUUGAUAAAGAUUCCACAUUGACACAAUCUGAUAUUUUAUGUAAAACAAAUGAUAGUCGAUUUUUACUUGAAGAAAUCAAUAAUCAUCAUUUAGAUCGAUUAGAUGAUCCAUCGACAUCAUUUUGGCCUAGAAACAAUUUUUAUAGUUCCAAUAAUAUUGAUUCAAAAACUCAUUUCAUCGAUUGGUAUAAUCAAAAUAAACCAUUAACUAAAAUGUAUAAAUUAAUGUCAAUCUCUUCAUUAGAUAGAGAGUUUAAUGAUAAGCAACCAUCAUUUAUAAAAUUUUCAAUUAUAUGUAUGGAUAAUCAACAUAAUGAGUUGCCAGGUGGUUCUUUAACAUCACAAGCAGAUAUAUUUGUUGAAAUAGAAGAUACAAAUGAUAAUUCACCUGUAUUUGAUCAUAAUGAAUAUACAUUUCAUUUACCAGAAAAUCAUCCAAGAAUAAAAUCCGAACAUAGUAUCAAUCCUUCUGAAAUUGAACGAUAUCCUAUCGGUAUGGUACAUGCAAGUGAUAAAGAUGGAGGAAUUCAUGGAAGUGUUACUUAUAAAUUGGUGUCUAAUCCAAGUGGUUCAAUACAGAUAGAUAAAUUUAAUGGAAUGCUUUAUGCUGUUCAACCAUUCGAUCGUGAAGCUAUAAAUGAAUUGAUAUUUCAGGUACAUGCAAUAGAUUGUACAUUUCUAAAUGGAACUAGUGAACGACAAUGUGAUGAAUCUUUAAGAUUAACAGGAACUGCUAAUGUUCGUAUAAUUAUUGAUGAUCUGAAUGAUUCUCCUCCUGUUUUUCAAGAAGCUAACUAUCAUUUCGAAGUUGAAGAGGGAUUAGAUCUUGUUAAAGUUGGACAAGUUUGGGCUGUUGAUGCUGAUCAAGAGGAAGCUGCACGUAUUUCUUAUCGUCUAGCAGUUGGAAUUAAUAAUCGAAAUAAAGAACCAGUAAAUGAUGGAAAUUUUGCAGAACAAGUUACAAAGUCUUCCAACAAUCAGAAUCUGUACGAUGAAGCACUUGAGAUUACCACACACUUCCAAAUUGACCCAAGAAGUGGGCUUAUUCAUCUUAAGGGAAGGCUAGAUCGUGAAAGACGAGCGCACUAUGAAUUUGUGGUUCUAGCGUUGGAUAACCCCAGAUCCAUACCAACUAAAAUAGCUGGAUAUCAAAGACAAACAACAAAUGAAGUCAUUCAGUUCACAGCAACGGCAACGGUUCUCAUAACUGUAUUAGACCACAAUGAUAAUGCACCUAGAAUACUCAGUCCAUUGAAUCAUGUAGAGUUUAUGCUAAGCCCAGACCAGCUAAUCGCUGGAAAUACGAUAUUUACAAUACGUGCGACUGAUCCAGAUUUAGGUGAAAAUGGUACGAUUGAAUAUAAAUUACUUCAGGUUGAAGAUGAUCUGGGUUCAUGGAAUUUUGCAGAAUCUGUUCCAAGGAAUAGUCAAUUAAAUCAUAGAAAUACUACAGAUACGAAUUCACAAAUGAACCAAGAAAGUAAAUCUUCAAAUGCUGACUAUCCGUUUGCUGUAGAUCGAACUGCAGGUAUUUGUUAUCUUCGUGAGAAUCUACCACCAUUAAAUGUUGAUGGUCCUAGGGCUUAUAUGCUACGUAUAUUAGCCUAUGAUUUAGGAAAACCUGAUAGUUUAAACACCACUCUGGUUAUUCGUGUAGCUCGUCAAGUAGGAUCUAAUGCAGAUAUCUCAAAUGGAAUAUUAUACUCAAAUCGAAUUAAUACUAAAGAAUACCGACAACCUGGAAGAAUAGAAACACAACAAUAUUUAUUCCCAUCAAAUGAACAUGAUUCUGAAUCAGAUGUUAAAGUUGGAACAUGGACAUCAGCAGGGCAGGCAAGAAUAUCUGAUAAAACAAUGGUUGUUAUUUUAUCAACUGUAUUUAUUUUACUAUUGCUUACAACAAUUGUUCUCCUACUACUUGUACGCUAUAGACGUUUAUUAAUACGAAAUAUUCCAUUAGAACAAAGUUUAGCAUGUGAUGGUCCUGAUUCAAAAGCAAAUGAAGGUUUCGCUGUGGGUAAACCGAUGAGUCCAACUCAAAAUAAUUUGAAUGGUUUCAACGGAUUUUUCACAGAAGUUGUUACAGCUCCUUGGGUUCGUGGUUCAACAUCUCCAGUUGUUUACCCAACUCCAUGUAACUAUCCCACUAUAUAUAAUACAGGUAUUAAUCGUUCAAGAGGUUGUAUAGCAAAUCCUAAUGCAUGUUGGUCACCUACAACCACUUUAUGUAAAUCCCCGAUUUCUAAUCAUGAAGAUCAACGAAAAUGUAUGCAAACACCAACUACAAUGUAUCAUUCAUCACCAUCACAUGGAUUUAGAAUAUUACCAACAUUUGGUGUUACUAGUAGUUGUGUUGGUGUUGGAAAUAAUCGAUUAUUUGAUUCACCAGUUUCAAGUGUUAAUCCAUCGUUCACUGGACUACCUGGUGGUUUUAUUCUUCAGAAUUAUAGUUUACAAGAUGAUGAUGAUGAUGAAGAUGAUGAAGGCAAUAGAAUAUUUCAAGAGAUGACACCAAAUAAUGAGAUCAAUAAUAAAACGAUGAAAACUAAUAAUGAAAGACAAACUUUACAGAAUCCAAAAUCAGAACAACUAUUUUCAAAAUCAUUAGCUAAUAAUCUUCAUUGUCAAAAUAAAGUACCUGAACCAGAUAUGACUAAAUCAUUCACAUCAUUGAAACGAACAGCUAUUAGUCUUGAAGAGCUCAAUGAUUAUAAAGAUGAAAUAAACUCUAAAAAUUAUAGUCGUUUAGUACGCUUCCAACUAGCCCAAGGUGAUAUGCGUGGAAAUGAUCCUACACACAAUAUACCAAUAUCAUCUAGAAAUGAAUAUCAAACUUUAACAUCAUUUCAUCGUGGUGAUGAUGAUAGACUAUUAACUAAAACUUCACCAUUAUUUUGUAAUUGGAUGAGAUCUGAUCAACAACAACAACAACAACAGAUUGAAUCAUUCUUAAAUCCAUAUGAUCAAUUAAAUUGUAAAACACAAUUGAAAUCAUCAAAAUCAAACAAUAAUAAUAGUGGGAAACAAAAUCAUACUACUACAACUAACAUUAAUAGUAAUAGUAGUAGUAGUGGUGGUGCUGGUGGUGGUGGUCAUAGCAACAAUAAUAGUAGUAAUAUUCAUACUAUAUUCCCAGAUAUUUUUCAAUUACAACCAUUGACACAUUCUCAACUAUCUGAUAAUCAUGAAAUAUCAUCAUGUGAAAAUUUAUGCCAAACUGAUGAGUUUUAUAUGUCUACAAUCAAAUCUAAUAAGAAGCUUAAUAAUAAUAAUAAUACUGAUAUGAUAUUCAAUAACAGUAAUAAUAAUAAUAAUAAUAAACUUAUGCCUACAUUAAAUAAAUGUAACAUAUUACAUAAUAAUAAUAAUAAUCAUUCAUUACCCAAUUACCCAACAACUAAUGAAUGUACCCAUAAUUUAUCCAAUUGUAAUCUCUAUACUAAUGAUAUGAACAAAUCAUCAAAUCAAAAAAUUGAAGAAGAGAAAAAAUCUAAAACUACACGUCAUUCAAAGAUGGUAACAUUGAUUUCACCAAAAAAAAAUUCAUCAUUAAUCAAUGAUCAUAAGAAUGAUACCCAUAAUAUAUAUGAUGAUAAAGGAAAUACUAGCAUAAAUAAACCUUUAAAUGCCGAAGGUAGUUUUGUUUAAAUUUACAAUGAUGUAAUUAGAAUGGGGAUUUUUUUUAU